AUGUCCUGUUCUCAAAAUAAGACUUCUGUCAGUCUGGCCUGGCGUGAAUGCAUAUCCAUCGCUUCCGUCCUAAUUGGCGCGUAUGCAUCAUACAAAUACUAUAAGCUGUUCAAAACACGCGAUAUUCCACGUCCAAAAGAAGGCGUUGAAGAACUCAUAGGAAACACUCCUCUGGUUAAGAUCAGAUCUCUUACCAAGGCUACUGGAGUUAACAUUUACGCUAAGUUGGAGUUAUGCAACCCAGCAGGAAGUGCUAAGGAUAGAGUGGCUUUAAACAUCAUAAAGACGGCUGAGGAAUUAGGCGAGCUCGUCAGAGGUGAACCUGGCUGGGUAUUUGAAGGAACAAGUGGGUCGACUGGUAUCUCUAUAGCAGUGGUCUGUAAUGCGUUGGGUUAUAGGGCACACAUUUCUUUGCCCGAUGACACAUCGCUAGAAAAAUUGGCAUUACUAGAAAGCCUCGGUGCUACUGUUAAUAAGGUUAAGCCCGCUAGUAUUGUCGAUCCAAACCAAUACGUAAAUGCCGCCAAAAAGGCAUGUAAUGAACUAAAGAAGAGUGGUAAUGGAAUAAGAGCAGUUUUUGCCGAUCAGUUCGAAAACGAAGCCAACUGGAAAGUACAUUACCAGACCACAGGCCCAGAAAUUGCCCAUCAAACUAAGGGAAAUAUUGACGCAUUCAUUGCUGGCUGCGGUACUGGUGGCACCAUAACUGGUGUGGCAAAAUUCUUAAAGGAAAGAGCAAAGAUACCUUGCCAUGUCGUUCUAGCGGAUCCACAAGGAUCUGGCUUUUAUAAUAGAGUCAACUAUGGCGUGAUGUAUGACUAUGUAGAGAAGGAAGGUACUAGAAGAAGGCAUCAAGUUGACACUAUCGUAGAAGGGAUUGGGUUAAACAGAAUCACUCAUAAUUUUCAUAUGGGCGAAAAGUUUAUUGAUGAAUCAAUACGAGUCAACGAUAAUCAAGCCAUUAGAAUGGCAAAAUACCUAUCGGUAAACGACGGGCUAUUCGUGGGGAGUAGUACAGCUAUUAAUGCGGUAGCCGCUAUUCAGGUUGCAAAAACGCUUCCUCACGGCUCAAACAUUGUGAUUAUUGCAUGCGACAGCGGUUCAAGACACCUAAGUAAAUUCUGGAAAGAAGCUAAAGAAAUCGAUCACGACGUGUCAUUAGAAGAAGUAAUAAAUAUCUAA
Molecule: messenger RNA, 1182 nt
Organism: Saccharomyces cerevisiae S288C
Lineage: Eukaryota; Fungi; Ascomycota; Saccharomycetes; Saccharomycetales; Saccharomycetaceae
Gene: MCY1
Product: putative cysteine synthase
Exons: 1
Coding region: 1-1182 (393 amino acids)
Biological process (GO): L-cysteine biosynthetic process
Cellular component (GO): mitochondrion; mitochondrial outer membrane
Molecular function (GO): cysteine synthase activity
Source: RefSeq, marked reviewed